GAAAACCCUGUAUUAAGUACAGAGUUUCAGGUUCCGAUUGAACCUCAAAUGAGCAGCCUUUAGGGCCAUUGUCCCAGAUCAGAAUCACUUCAAAUGUAUCACUGAUCUGGAGAUUUUCUGGGAAGCAAGGGUUCAUAGCCUUUACUUGAAGUUUCUAAUCUACGUUGAGCUGGAUAAUGUAUCUCAAUUCAGAAUGAAAGUCAUUCUGCGACCAAACAGGAAAAAAAACUCGUGACGGAGGUAUUAUGGAAAUGCUUCUCUGUGUAUGAGACCGGGAUGGGAAGAAUUCCUAGAUUCCGGACCCCACUCUGCCGCCAACAAGCGGUGGGACCUGAGGUCGAGGAUUAAGAAUCAUGUUGCAUGAAGCAAAGGACAGGCAGAAGUUCGUCAGUGAUGUUCAAUAUCUGCGAGACAUGCAGCACAAGGUCGACUCCGAAUAUCAGGCUUGUCUGAGACGACAGGAAUAUAGAAGAGACCCAAAUGAGAAGAAACGAGACCGGUUUGGGGGACAAGAGACAAAUUUUGAGAGAUCCCGGUUUUCAAGUGGGUCAUCUUCCAAACAGAGUUCUGGUGAGGAGGAUCCUCUAGCCGAACCAAGAUUAUCUACCAAGAAUUCUGCAUGUAAGAGCGAUUCCAGACUUCCAGCAAUUGACCAAACAUCAGUCAAGCAGAAACACAAAAGUACCAUGACUCCAAAGAAAUCAGAGAAAGCGGGCCCCAGCAAACCCUCUCCAGCAGCCCAGGCACCACAGAUUUUAUCAAGAAAGAAGAGGCCAGACCUGGGGAGACUGACAGUCAGCCCAGACCUGCAGAGCCCGAGAGCGUGCAGGGACAGAAGCAGACAGAUGCCGCGGCUGCCCGGGAAGGCGCUGGCCCUCAGGGGAGCAGAUCCAGUAGUUCAACAAGAAGGUCCAAUAUGGACAAGUGACACCAAGAUGAAGAGGCCAACUCGAGAGAGAAGAAGCUUAGUCUCCUCCUCACAGCUAGUGACAGUGACAGAGAAAACCCCCGAGAGAGCCAAGAAAGGAAACCUGAGUGCUCUUGCCCAGAAUGAGCCGCACCCAGCCCUCUCCCAGGGAUUCCAAGGAACAAGUGGUUCUCAACUGUUGAGCGAGUCCCUGGGGCCACCACUCAUAAGCACCAACUUGGGAGGGCCCAGAAGAACGACAUUUCAGUUCAGAGAUGAAGAUUUUUAUUCUGUUUUAUCCUUAAACCCUAGAGGAGAAAAUGAUGAUACGGAAGAGGAAACCCACACAGAGGAAGAACUUUUGUUGGCCGGUAUGCUCCCGCUCCAUUCUCCUUCCAGUCAUAAGAGAAGUCGAUUUCUUGGGACAUCGGCCACUCAGGCCAAAAAUAAGAGUUUUGUAGACCAUCCUGCAAAUUGCAGAGCUAACUCUAUAAGAAGAAGUGAGUUCAGUCCUGGCUUAUUAAGAAUAAGCAGUGCAAUGGAGCCAGUGACAGAACAGCCUUCUGUUGGGCCAAGUAUGUUCCAAGACCCUAGGCUGCCUGAUGCAGGGUCUUCUAAAGAGAAUGAUAGCAGUGACAGUGACAAUGAGAAAAAGAUCUUUCAUUCAUGGGACACCAAAUCAGAACCCAGCCCAGAUGAUGAUCUCCAUGCUGACAAUGUAUUAUUUACUGGUGGUACUUCUAUGGAAGAUAGACCUGGUCCUCAUGAUUAUCAAAGAGGCUGGCAAGCCUAUUUAAAUGAUUCUAGUAAUUCUUUUGACUGUUUUCUUGCUAGCAGACCACCAGCUCCAAGAUCAUCAAUGAAUUCAUCCUGUAACACUCCUGGAUCAUUAAUGCAUUCUGCUCUGAGAGAUGAUACUCCAGGAGACCUGUCAAUGUCAUCUACUUUAGUCCCUAAUUCAGACUCAGGGGUAAACUCCAGGUUCAAUGUUCGUCAACCACUGUCCAUCAUUAGACAUAGGAAUCUCCUGGCCAGUGCUGAAAACCACAGUUAUUUUCCAGUAAACAGUGCACAUGAACUUGAUGUCAGGGGAGCAGAAGAUACUACUUUAACAAGCCAAUCUCAGGAGGCUCCAUUAUAUACAGAAGAUCUCUUACUAAAUCAUCAAAGCAGCUUGUCCUUGGUGGAGUCUUCCAGCUCCCCUCCAUCACAAAUGAACUUACAAGAUCAUUUGCAUGUACCUGGGUCCCUGCAAGAAAAUAUACCUAUUACUUUCUUUGCAGUGUCUGAGUUCCCAAAUCAAAAUGAUACUGGGAGCAGAAUGGAGGUCUCUGGUUUCACAGAUGAAAAGGAAGCCACUAAAAUAAAGGCAGACCCUGAGAAACUCAAGAAAUUACAAGAAAGUCUCCUGCAGGAGGACUCCGCAGAGGAGGGAGACUGGUGUCGCAUCUGCCAGAUAGCCGGGGGUUCCCCCACCAACCCCCUCCUGGAGCCCUGCGGCUGCGUGGGAAGCCUGCAGUUUGUCCAUCUAGAGUGCCUGAAACAAUGGCUGAAAGUGAAACUAACAUCAGGAGCAGAUCUUAGCACUGUGAAGACCUGUGAGAUGUGUAAGCAAGACCUGCUGGUCGACCUGGAUGAUUUCAACAUGACCGAGUUCUACCAGAAGCACCAGCAGUCCCGGGCACAACACGAGCUGAUGAACACAGGCUUGUACCUGGUGCUGCUGCUUCGCCUCUACCAACGGAGGUUUGCAGAACUCAUGAGACUCAACGACAACCGGGCUGCAAGAGAGAGGUUGUCAAGAAAUUACCCACAACCCAGACCGGAAGAAAAUGAAAGUUCCGAGUUGGGAGAUGGAAAUGAAAGCAGCAUUUGUGAAAGCAACAGGCGGGUAGUCUAGCAAGGAAGCUGCCCCGGGAGUGAAGCGGAAGCCUGUCCCUUCAGCUGCCCUUUCUCUGUC
Molecule: messenger RNA, 2867 nt
Organism: Vicugna pacos (alpaca)
Lineage: Eukaryota; Metazoa; Chordata; Mammalia; Artiodactyla; Camelidae
Source: RefSeq, a predicted model, not a curated record